AUGAACCGGAUCCUCCAUAGGAUCCGGAUCCCCCGUAGGAACCUGACCCACCCCCAUAGGAUCCAGAUCCACUGCCUCCUUGGGAUCCGGGUCUCCCUGAUCCCGAUCCAGCCCCGGAGGAUCCCAAACUGGAUCCUCCUUGAGAUGAGCCGGGUCUGCCUGAUCCGGAUCCGCUGCCUCCCUGGGAUCCAGGGUCUCCCAGUCCAUCCCAGUAACCCCCCGUCUCCAUCCCCGUUCCCUCCCAGUUCCCAUCCCAGUCUCUCCCAAUCCAUCCCAGUCCUUCCCAGUCACCCCAGUCCCUCCCUGUCCCCAUCCGAGUCCCUCCCAGUAUAUGCCAGUCCCAAUCCCAGUGCCCUGGUCCUUCCCAGUCGCCCCCAGUCCAUCGCAGUCUCCGUCCCAGUUCCCCACAAUCCCCACAGUCUCCCUCCCAGUCCCUCCAGUCUCCAACUCAGUCCCUCUGAGUCCCUCCCAUCCCUCCCAGUAUAUCCCAGUCCCCAUCCCAGUCCCCUGGGCAGGAGGGGGAACCCAGUCUCCAUUGCA
Fulmarus glacialis (Northern fulmar) is the source of this 540-nucleotide messenger RNA. RefSeq names its product vegetative cell wall protein gp1-like. NCBI's taxonomy places the organism in Eukaryota, Metazoa, Chordata, Aves, Procellariiformes, Procellariidae. The record is from RefSeq and is a predicted model, not a curated record. The transcript has 4 exons. The annotation marks the transcript as partial.